AUGAUAAGAGAUACAUUCAAAACUAGUUGCCCUCGUAAAACACCAAGCUUUGCCCGGUGACUCACAUAAAAGAAUACCUCGUUCAGACCCAAGCGAUCCACACCACUACCUAUUUAUUGAUCAGCUACAAAAAAACCUCACAAAGCUGUCACCAAUUCAAGCGUCACUAGGUGGGUAAAAUCUAUCCUUAAGGACGCUGGAAUUGACAUUGGUACGUUCUCCAAUCAAGAAUUAUGACAAAAAGCAGAAGCUUGUACAUCAAUUUUUGGAAGAGUUUGUAUUGAGUUUAUACCCUAGAAAAAAAUUGCUUAGAUAUCUUUCACUUUGCAGGCAAGUUGUCCUACGCCAACUGCUGAAGAAAGCAGUGUAAAGGAGUCUUUUGAGGAACAUCUCAAAACAACCACAAGUGAAAAACUGAAGGAUCUGUUAAUUUUUGCAGCAGGAGCACCUUGUGUGCCAGAUUUUGGUUUGGGAAAGAUCAAUGUUGAGUUCACUCAUGACUCAUCAAUUUCUUCUUCCACAUGCCUUAAAAAGGUCACCUUUUCCAGGAAAUUCCAAGACAAUGAUACAUCUCUGGCUGCAAUUCAUGCUGUUUGUGACAAUGCUGGUAGGGCAUUUACCAGCAUAUAA
Molecule: messenger RNA, 630 nt
Organism: Porites evermanni
Lineage: Eukaryota; Metazoa; Cnidaria; Anthozoa; Scleractinia; Poritidae
Source: the annotation of a GenBank genome assembly